Trichoplusia ni (cabbage looper) is the source of this 3626-nucleotide messenger RNA. RefSeq names its product WD repeat-containing protein 35 (gene Oseg4). The transcript is spliced from 23 exons. Gene Ontology annotation, molecular function: protein binding. The record is from RefSeq and is a predicted model, not a curated record. Bases 341 to 3463 code for a protein of 1040 amino acids. NCBI's taxonomy places the organism in Eukaryota, Metazoa, Arthropoda, Insecta, Lepidoptera, Noctuidae. Gene Ontology annotation, cellular component: non-motile cilium; intraciliary transport particle A. Gene Ontology annotation, biological process: non-motile cilium assembly; intraciliary retrograde transport; protein localization to cilium.
UUUCAUUUUAUCAUAUUUCUUAUCUACACAAUAUGUACAUAAGCAAGCUUUUCGUCUCAAAUAAUUUCUGAACUGAGAGUUGUCAAGCAAACCGUCUGUGCCAUAGCGCGCCGGUGGAAAUACUGUUCCUUGUUGUUGUUGUUGUUGUCUUGUUGUUUGUUACUUUUAGAAAACAAUAUAAAUAACUUGUAGAUUGAUAAAGUAUCUGCCGAAUUUUACUGUGAAUAAAUACCAACUAAAACUAUUGUUUUGUGGUUUUAAAGAGGCGUUGCAAAUAUCUGUUAUAUAGGCACGAUUAAAUGUGAUUUUCUACCAAGAAAAGCCUAAAUAACUCGCAAAAAUGUUCAUUUAUAUGAGUAAGAAGAUUGCGAUACCGAAACAAUCCAAUGUGUCAUGCAUAUCAUGGAACCAUUCAUCAGGAUAUAUUGCAGUUGGUGGAGAAGAAGGCAUGUUAAAAGUGCUCAAACUGGAAUCUGGUGGUGGAGGAAAUCUUUCAAUGAACCUAAGUUUAGAAGGACACACAGGACAGUUAUGUGUGGCAAUUUGGAAUGAAGUUUUCCAAAAGCUUACAACUAGUGAUGAACAUGGUGUCAUCAUUGUCUGGAUGUUAUACAAGGGCUCUUGGUACGAGGAGAUGAUAAAUAACAGAAACAAAUCGACUGUGAGAAGUAUGGCGUGGGGCUCUGACGGCCAAAAGAUUUGCAUUGCUUAUGAAGAUGGAGCUGUUAUUGUAGGGUCAGUAGAUGGUUCUAGAGUUUGGGGCAAGGAUAUUAAAGGGCCAGGACUUGCUGCAGUACAAUGGUCGCCAGAUAACUCACAACUACUAUUUGCUCUUUCCAAUGGAGAGCUACACCUUUAUGAUGAUCAAGGAAACUUUACUAUGCCUGUUGCCAUACAAGGAGUAUCAGGUUCAAUGGAGGUAGUAACAAUGGAUUGGUACUCUGGUACUGUACCACCAAACAGGCCCGUCCUAGCCAUAUGUUACAGGAGUGGAGUUAUAUUAUUGAUGAAAAAUUGCAAUGAGGAAGAUAGCGUGAUAAUCGAAACAAACAUGACAAUUAUUGACUGCCAUUGGAACCACAAUGGCACAAUCAUGGCAGCAGCAGGCUGUACUACUGAUAAAACAAAUGUCGUUCAGUUCUUUGGUGCAUAUGGAGAGCAUAUUCGCACUUUACGCGUACCAGGCGGUUCAAUGAGAGCGUUGUCAUGGGAGAAAAAGUCGUUACGUCUUGCUAUCGCCAUUGACUCGUUUAUAUAUUUCGCUAAUGUCAAAAUGGAUCAUAAAUAUGCGUUUUACGGGAAUACAUUGGCUUAUGUAUCAAGCAGUGAAACUGUUACGUUUUGGGAUACAGUAACUCAUCAGUCCUGGAUUAAUCAUAUCCCUGAUGUCAUAGAUAUGUGCGCUGUGGAUGAAUACUGCGUGAUAGCGACUCUAGGGCAAGUUAUUGUCUCAAAUCAACAGGGUAUUCAAUGUGAUGCUAAGGCAGUCAGCAUUCCAGUAGCAUACGUAACGAUUAACAGCAAAGCAAUAGUGGUCGCAGCCUCGAAGGAAUCAUUUAUAAUAUGGAAAUUCUCUACACCAACGAGACCACGUGCUACGGAACAUUUGUAUCAGGCUGAUGGAUCACCGGCCACGUCCAAUGACGCGGGUUUUCAGGACGAUACAAUAUGCUGUAUCGCGAGUUCAGACAGUCAUUUGUUAGUGGGAAGAGAUUCAGGCUCCAUUCUAUUGUUUUCAUUGGUGAAUCUUAAAAAAAUCACAUCAAUAAACAUGAAUUCCCGGCCCUAUAAGUUAGGACUCAAUUCUAACUCAAGCAAAUUCUAUGUUAUCGAUCAGCCCGGUUCGCUGUAUUUGUUGGACACCGACAUGGCAAAUAAUAUUAGUAUAGGCCAAGCUUUACGGAAAGAUGUCUGGAGUGGCCUGUGGGCGUCGGACAAUCCCCAGAUGCUAGCAGUGGCCGAGAAAGCGAGGCUCUAUGUUAUGAGAGACACUGAACCCGAAGAGCCAUUGACCAUGCAAGGAUACUUAUGUAGAUUUAAGGAACUGGAAAUCACAACGGCACUCCUGGAUAAUGUUGACGAUAAGUGCACACCUCAGCACAUCGUACGAGUCGAAGUGAAGUCUUUAAGGGAUACCCGACAGCUUAUUGAAAAAGUAGGAUUAAAAGAAGCAGAAAACUUUAUAAAAGAUAACCCUCAUCCACAACUCUGGUUACUGCUUGCUGAAGCAGCUUUAAAAAACUUCGAAUCUGAGUCCGCAUUAGAAACAGCUGAAGCUGCAUUUGUCAGACGCAAUGAUUAUGCGGGAAUUAAGUUUGUCUCGCGUUUGAAUGCUUUGCAUUCAAAUGCUCUGAAAAAGGCUGAAAUAUUAGCUUAUUUCAAAGAUUUUGAUGCAGCUGAAAAGAUAUAUCAUAAUGAAGACAGGCGUGAUUUGGCUAUAGCUCUUCGAAAACGGCUAGGCCAUUGGUUCCGUGUAGUAGAACUAUUAAAAAUGUCUGCAAGUACAACUGACGCACAAGUCAAGCAGGCAUACAGUAACAUCGGUGAUUACUACAUUGACAGACAAAAUUGGGCUAGUGCAGUUGAGUAUUACACAAUGUCAAAUAACACUGACGGUUUGAAGAAAUGUUAUAUGGCCCUCGAAGAUAACGAAGCCUUAUCAAAAUUGUAUGCAGGUUCACCAAGAAAUAAGGAGGUCGGGUUAGCAAAACAAAGCGCUCUAGAGGACAUCAAUGACAGCGUCAGCUUAGUGCCAUCAAUACAUGGUAUAAUGCAGUUGAAGGAAAAUGGUAGACUGACUCAAGCAGCAGAGAUGGCAUUUCAGUUAGCUAACAUAGAGGCUUCCAAGAAGGCUUCACCACUGAAGAUUAAGAAAAUGUAUAUUCUAGCCGGUCAUUUGUAUUCUCAAAGUUCUCUCGAGGGUGGUCGCGGGCGGGAGGCGGCGCGCUGCUGGCGGGCGGCGGCGGCGGCGCACUGGGCGGGCGCGGCGGCGGCCGGGGCCCGCGCCCGGCCCCCGCGCGCUCACGCCGCGCUCAGGCACGCCGCCCGCCUCGCCGCGCACCACCACCUGCUGCACCCGGCGCAGCACACGCAGAUUUGGUGUACCAUAGCCUCAAUAGCAAUUCAAGCUCGGGCAUUUGAAUUGUGUUCAAAGGCCUUGAUUAAAUUGGAAGCUAUAGAUCCUGACACAUUUGAAAAUUUGGCCAUAGAAAUAUUUACAAGGUAUAAACCCAAAGACGCAAAAGGGAACAAGGUCGAAUGUCCCAAUUGCGAUGCUAGUAUGCCGGAGUGGAUGACGACCUGUCCCGGAUGCACGAGCCAAUUCCCCGAGUGCGCGGUGUCCGGACGCGCGCUAGUGGCCCCGCACACCGUGUGGACGUGCGGCACCUGCGGAGCACGCGCUCAGCAACACGAACUAGUAUUACGACAUUCGUGCCCUAUGUGUCAUGCCCAACUUUCGUAAUCAUCAAAGUUGACCCUUUUUCUGUCAGUCUAUGAAAUCAAUACAUACAUUAGGUUCAUUGAAAUUGACGAAAUAAGGUGUACAAUUAUAUUUGCACAUCAAAUUGGAAGAAACUGUUAUUUAACUUAUUCGUAUUUAAUUAUUCACAUUUCGCUUCUCAAAA